This is a messenger RNA of Carassius gibelio (silver crucian carp), 2824 nucleotides long. RefSeq names its product protein MEMO1. NCBI's taxonomy places the organism in Eukaryota, Metazoa, Chordata, Actinopteri, Cypriniformes, Cyprinidae. The transcript has 9 exons. Bases 310 to 1203 code for a protein of 297 amino acids. The record is from RefSeq and is a predicted model, not a curated record.
AGGACGGAAGUCGAGAUGGGCCAAACUAAACCAUCCGGAUAACAGAGACAAACUUGGUAGCGAGCGGAUGAACUGGUCGGAUCUUUGUUCUUUACAGCCUCAACCCUCAACCUCUUUAUAUUUUUGCGUUUCGUUACUUACAUGUCUCACAUUUAUAUCAAGAUUAUAUAAAGUACUCCUUCCCUGGACACGCAGCUUCAAGCACAGGCAUAUACUUUUUGAGCUAGCAUAUUUUCCUAGUGUUUUUAGUUCAUUCUUCCCCCACCGACAAGGUUUUAUUGGACCAAGAUAGGCGGCGCGGGCACCAAGAUGUCGAACCGGAUGGUGUGCAGAGAAGCGAGCCACGCCGGCAGCUGGUACACGGCCUCAGGAUCCCAGCUUAACGCACAACUGGAGAGCUGGCUAUCUCAAGCACAAUCUACAGCUGGUCCAGCUAGAGCCAUUAUAGCACCGCACGCUGGCUACACUUACUGCGGCGCGUGUGCCGCCCACGCCUACAAGCAGGUGGACCCCUCCAUCACUCGGAGGGUGUUCAUACUCGGCCCCUCUCACCAUGUGCCACUGUCUCGCUGUGCCCUCUCCCCCGCCGAGGUCUACAGAACGCCACUGUACGACCUGAGGAUCGACCAGAAGGUUUAUGCUGAUCUGUGGAAAACAGGCAUGUUUGAGAGGAUGAGUCUGCAGACAGAUGAAGACGAACACAGCAUUGAAAUGCAUCUGCCUUAUACCGCUAAAGCCAUGGAGAGCCAUAAAGAUGAGUUCAGCAUCGUCCCUGUGCUGGUGGGAGCUCUGAGUGAAUCUAAAGAGCAGGAAUAUGGCAAGCUGCUUAGCAAAUACCUGGCUGACCCUUCUAAUCUUUUCAUCAUCUCUUCUGACUUCUGCCACUGGGGUCAACGAUUCCGUUACACCUACUACGAUGAAAGUCAAGGAGAGAUCUAUAGAUCUAUCGAGCACCUUGACAAAAUGGGAAUGGGUAUUAUAGAACAGUUGGACCCCAUCUCCUUUAGCAAUUAUUUGAAGAAAUAUCAUAAUACUAUUUGUGGUCGUCAUCCCAUCGGCGUUCUUCUAAAUGCCGUGGCGGAAUUGAAAAAGAACGGCAUAGACAUGAACUUCUCUUUCCUAAACUAUGCGCAGUCGAGCCAGUGCCGAAACUGGUCGGACAGCUCUGUGAGUUACGCUGCUGGAGCUCUCAUCGUUCAUUGAGGUGAACUUUCCCAGGAGCCGCAGAGCCUCCUAGAAGACCCCAGCCCCUCCAACCCGUCCCGUUCCUGACCACGUAUCCCCAUCCUCCCCCACCUCUUCUAUAGGAAGGACAUACAAAGUUUGUCGCAGCUGGGAUUCCUAAUACAUACCCCUAAUUCAGAUGUAAUGUUAGGUACUAACCUCCUCUUCUUACAGCUUUCCCCCUACCCUGUUUUCCACGUGAGGCAACUUGGAUGAUGCUAUAGCUUGAAGUACAGCUGCAGUUUUUUGGGUGUUGCAAGGUCAGAUUUUUGGUGGUUGUUUUUUUUUUUUUUUUUUUUGUAUUGUCGGUUGGGGGGUCUUAAUGAGGCAAAAUCCACUUUUGACCCUCCAAAGGGAUGUUAGGUGUCCAAAGAGCCCUUUUGUAAUUUAAAAGAAAGACACAUUUAAAGUUUAAAUAAAGUAAAUAAAACCAUAGACAUUGGCCUCGUUUUACAAGUCUGCAUAUGUAAUCUACAUAAUGUCUCACUUAUUAAUAAAUAAUGAAAAGAGGAAGUUGACGGAAUGAAACACGCAGUGUCCACCUUGAGAAUUGUAGUAAUAGCUAUUGCGUUGGUCCUGUUGUAGUUUUUAAAGGGCUACACAAUACCCACUAACCCUCACUGUUCUGGAUAUACCAAAAAUGUUUUUCUUUCAUCUACUCUUUUAUUGAAGUCAAAUUAAAGUAUUUUUUCUUCUUAUAUUCUGUUGUUUAUUUUCUCUUUGUGAUUUAGUUUUCUAGUUUUACUAUGUGUUUGACAUAUCUCAAACUGUGUGGAAGCAUGUAGUAGUGUUUGAAGGCUACAGGUAGUGCAGUACAGGUGGACCCUUUUCAGACUGCCUUCAGACUGGCCAUUCUGUCUCAUCAACCCUCAAAUAUUUUAAUCGUAGGGUGAGGGUUGGUGGGAUGGAUGGGAUUUAUAUUGGGCGUUUUAUUUUCAAAUGCAAGUUAGCAGCCAUGUUUAACAUCUGAGAAGUAGUUAGUUAUACACAUCUGUAUCAAGGAACCGCCAGAGGUGGAUUUUCUGAAUGGCAUUUUGUCUGGCUUUCCUCAUUAUCCCAUCUACUCCAGGCCUCCCAAAGAGCACAAUGCAAUGAGAUAUUUCCUGGUUGACCGUUGGAAGGAAAACGGCGAGGCUCCUCUACAUCCGAUCCUCAAACAUAAAACAGACAAAGCAUGUCAUACCAUGCAGAUGUGCCUUGGGUCAGUAUUAAACAUGUUUAUUUAUUUUUUUCGGGUCCUGUGCUUUCCACCCUUCAUUAACCAACUAAAAAAUCUUGAUUGUCUCGGUUGAAUCAGUUCUUACUGUUUUCAAAGUAGGGGAAGAGAUUCAUCAUUUUCACCUAGCACAACACCUGUUCUUGUACUGUUACAAUUGUUUAAAAAAAAAUUUAUGUUAGUACUGUUUAUUAUUAUUCAAACUAUUAUUGCAUAAAGAUUAACAGUUCUCACAUUGUCAAACCUAUGUCGCAGUUAAUUGAAGCGCUCCUCAGUGGAGUCAUUUUUGAAUCUCAGGUUACAUUGAAGCAUUACUGAAUUCUCGCCAGAUAAGACUGAUACAGUAUGUUACAAAGAAACAAUAAAGUGUAAUGACAAAAUGAA